AUGAUAAUGAUAGAAACGGAGGCUGUUGAAGGGAAACGAUCAAGAGGAGGGUUUCUACAUCUGUUUGAUUGGCCUGGUAAAUCCCGGAAGAAGCUCUUCUCCUCUACCACCACCUCGGAACUCUCCGGAGCAUCAAAGCAAGAGAAACAAAAUGCUCAAAACCUCUUAAAGUCAUGGCCCUCUCUGAUUGAUGGUGAUGAGAUUGGAAAGAAUUCGACUUACAAUCUGAGAAGCGACUCAAGUUGUUCGACAUCCACUGUUACUAGUGAUGACGGACAAGUGUCAAGAUCCCCGAGUGUGGUCGCGAGGCUCAUGGGUUUGGAGUCCCUACCUCGGUCUAGUUCCGAACUUGAGCCAUUCUUUCACAGAUCUUCAUGCAAGACAAGCACAUGGGACGCAUAUGAGAAUUUGGGUUAUGUAAAUCUCUGCACUGACUAUGAUGGCAUUUCUUGGGACCAUUUGGAUUCGAGAAUGAAUCUUGAGCGUAACCGGCCUCCUAUUAACCGCUUCCAAACCGAAACAUUGCCUCCAAGGUCAACUAAACCAAUAUCUGUAACUCACAAUAGGCUCUUGUCACCCAUCCGGAGUCCUGGGUUUGUUCAGUCCAGGAACCCUGCUUAUGUAAUGGAAGCAGCUUCUAGAAUGAUUGAACCAAGUCCUCGCGUAGCUGCUAAAGCACGGUUUUCAUCGUCUGAUUCUUCUUCAUCACUUCCUAUGAGUAUCAGAGACUUGAAAGAGAAGCUCGAAGCUUCACCGAAAAGACCAACCCCUCAGAUCUCUAAUGGUACCUGCAACAAUAAGAAUUCAAGAGGGAAGCACGAUGAGAAGAGAACUACAUCAUCAGUCAAGACUCAAGAGACAAAUAAGUUAUUGGGUAAAACCAGUUUUGAUGGUUUGAAGGGUAAAGUGAAGCCUCCUUCUCACGCAAGAGCCAAUACUAUUCACAAGCAAUCAAUGCCCACAAGUGGCAACAGAGGCACUAAGGAGACGAUGGAAACUAAGAACAGUGUGAUGAAAAAUAGUCUCAAAGAGUCUUCUGCUAGCACUGGGAAAACUGUGGCUAAGCCAAAUAACCAGAAACAGAACCAGUUCGCUGUGACGUCUGUUUCAAACCAGAAAGGUGGCAAAUUGAUGAACAAAGUUGUAAACAAGGUUUUGGUGGAGAGCGGAACCACAUCUAAAAAGCCUGGUUUUACAGCAACAUCGGUUGAAAAGAACACUACUUUAUCUUUGCCCCGCAAAAAGAUUCUUCCCCGCAACAAAAAACCGCAAAAUGGUGGGAUGCAAGAACCUGGAAUGAGCAGUGAUAAACGGAUCAAAAGGGGUGAACAGUCGAUAAAAUGUAACAUCACAGUUGAUGGCAGUUUUAAGACAGGGGAAGAUGAUCGAAAGAAGGACAUGGAUGUGAUUUUGUUCACUUUCUCAUCUCCGAUCAAGGGUAUAUCAUCCGGUUCACGAUACUCCACUGAAAAGACCAAUCAAGAUAGAUAUGCGAUCGACGACGACUCUCUAAAUAUUCUGUUGGAGCAAAAGCUCAGGGAGCUAACCUCUAAGAUCGAGUCAUCUUGCAGUAGCCUUACCCAAGAAGAAGAAUCCUCAGGUUCCAUUUCAAAGGAUUGGGUGAAUGGGACGAUAUCAUUGCCAUCAGAUGAUCUGGAUAAAGUUCCAUCAGAGAGCGAAUCUGUUUCUGACUCUACCUCAUUCUACAAUAACCAAAUAUUCCAGACGAAUACGGUUGGGGUUGAUAAUACGUUCAGGAAGAAGUUCGAUACGGAAGAGUAUCGGGAACGAGCACGUGAACGCGAAAGGAAGCUUAAUCAUGCGGGGUUUACUUCUCGAUGCAGGAGUCGGAUCGGUCUAAAUCUCGGCGUAGGGUUUGCUUUUGCAGCCAAAGGCCCUCCUGUGCAAAGAGCCCCUUUGAAGCAUAGAGAUUAUCAUGUAGACCUUGAAUCUCGUCUUGGCAAGACGCAGGUUGUUACACCGGUUGCGCCUCUAAGUCAGCAGGCGAAAUUGUUUAUGUUUCCCACAGAUCAAAGGGCGUUGGGAAUGUCUAUGCGGGUGGAAAGAUCGUCUCUUGAACAAGUCCAGGAGCGGUUCGAGGUGUUAAAGAAGCGGAAAACGCCAGGAACUUUCACAGAACAAGAAAACAGGAACUAUUCUGUAAUGCAUAGUAGAUUUGGGAUAACUGAGUUUGAUCAUGAUCUGGGAAUAGACCUGGACGAACGCAUCCGGAAACAGCAAGAAGAAGAGGAAGAGCUAAAACGGCAGAGGCGGGAGAAAAAGAAAGAGAAGAAGGCAAGGAAGGCGAUGGAAGAGGAGCCUGAGAUGGAUCCUGAGGUUGCAGAGAUGAUGGGAUUUGGGGGCUUUGGGUCUUCGAAGAAAUCAUGA
Messenger RNA from Thlaspi arvense, 2388 nucleotides. The record is from the annotation of a GenBank genome assembly. Lineage: Eukaryota; Viridiplantae; Streptophyta; Magnoliopsida; Brassicales; Brassicaceae.